GUGGUAUGGCAGGGAUGAGGAGCCGGCAGCGGAUGUUUGCGGCGGUGAUGCGCCUGCUCCUCAAGUGCCUGCGGCUGGGCCGACGGCGGCGGUUUAAGCUGGUGCGACAGACGGAGCAGCUGUGGCACUACGGGCACCUCUGCCUCCGUUCCCUGCUCUACAACUCCUUCACCAACAGCGACGUGGUGCUCGACUCCCUCUUCGAGCCUGUCUACUGGCUGGUGGACCACGUCACCCGAUGGUUCGGUGUGGUGUUUGUGGCACUGGUGAUCGGGCUGACGAGCUCCAUUGUGGCCAUCGUGUACAUCUGCCUGCUGCCCCUCAUCCUCCAGACCUACACACCUGCCUGGAUCUGCUGGCACCUCGCCUACGGACACUGGAACCUCAUCAUGAUCAUCUUCCACUACUAUAUGGCCAUCACCACCUCACCCGGGCACCCACCACAGGCCAAGGACGAUCUCACUGGCGUCUCCAUCUGCAGGAAAUGCAUUGCCCCCAAGCCAGCUCGCACACACCACUGCAGCAUCUGCAACAGGUGCGUGCUGAAGAUGGACCACCACUGCCCCUGGCUAAACAACUGUGUGGGACACUACAACCACCGCUACUUCUUCUCCUUCUGCUUGUUCAUGACCAUGGGCUGUAUCUACUGCAGCAUCAGUGGCUGGGAGAUGUUCCGGGAUGCCUACGCAGCCAUUGAGAGAAUGAAACUGCUUGAGAAGGAGAGACUGGAGGUGGCUGCCAACCAGACGUACUACCAGACCCCGCCUCCCACCUUCUCCUUCCACCAGCGAGCUUUCCACAAGAGCGUGGUCUACCUCUGGGUCCUGUGCAGCUCGGUUGCGUUGGCUCUGGGUGCUCUCACGCUGUGGCACGCCACCCUCAUCACCCGUGGGGAAACCAGCAUUGAGAGGCACAUCAACAAGAAGGAGAGGCAGAGGCUGCAGAAGAAAGGCAAGGUCUUCAGGAACCCCUACAGUUAUGGCGGCUGGGAUAACUGGAAGGUGUUCCUGGGCGUGGAUGUGCCAAGGCACUGGUUCACCCGCGUCCUGCUGCCCUCUCUUCACCUGCCCCACGGUACAGGCCUGAGCUGGGACCUGCCUCCCUGCGUGACCAAGCAGCGCACGCCCCUCCUGGCCAUCUGA
Messenger RNA from Balearica regulorum gibbericeps (East African grey crowned-crane), 1142 nucleotides. Lineage: Eukaryota; Metazoa; Chordata; Aves; Gruiformes; Gruidae. The record is from RefSeq and is a predicted model, not a curated record.